Thlaspi arvense is the source of this 573-nucleotide messenger RNA. NCBI's taxonomy places the organism in Eukaryota, Viridiplantae, Streptophyta, Magnoliopsida, Brassicales, Brassicaceae. The record is from the annotation of a GenBank genome assembly.
AUGCAGAACGUUCCGGCUCUGGGAUGUGAAGAUGAGUUGUCAAAAUUGUUUGGCUCUUAUGGAGAUGUUGAAGAAUGCAAACCAAUGGACGAUGAGGAUUGUGAGCCAUUCACUGAUGUAUAUUGGAUCAAAUUUCACCAAGUCAGCAAUGCCAGGUUUGCAAAAAGAAAAUUGGAUGAGUUUGUUUUCCUUGGGAAUCGCUUACAGGUCUCAUAUGCACCUCGGUAUGAGACCCUUGCAGACACAAAAGAGAAACUAGAAGGACGGGGAAAGGAAGUUUUAGCUCGAUUGAAUCCUGGAAGGUCCAAUGUGUCUACAGUUCACAAGCAAGGUGCUAUUUCCAAAUUGAUACAUGGUGACACAAGGACCUCUGGAGAGGUGCAGCAUAUCUCUCACAGCGGAGAUUCUUCCGUGGAUAGAGUUACUUCCGACAAGAAGUAUUUUCCUUCCCAAUCAAUGAAUCAGACGGUGCAGAUGGUGAGACAGAAACUUGAUGAGAUUAAAUCUGGUACUCAGCAUUUAGAAGGUGGACCAUCAAAGAAACCACGGGUUGACAAUAGACGAAGAAUCUAA